AGGCCGCCCUGGCUGCCAAGGAGGCGGAGUUGCAGCAGGCGCAGUCGCUGCUGACCGAGAUGGAGGGCAAGUACCAGGCCAGCCUCAGCAAGCGCAUGGCGGCUGAUGAGGUCAGCAACGGCCUGCAGCUGCAGCUGGCGCAGACGCGGGGGGCGCUGGCGGAUGCACGGAGGCAGCAGCAGGCGGCGGAGCAGGAGGCAGCUCGAGCAGCAGAGGCGGCAGCCGAGGCGGAUCGCGCCGCCGCCGCUCGCGUCGCCAACGCCAACCGACUCGUCUCUGCCGUACAGUUCCGAGCCACUGAGGCGGGCAAUGUGCUGGCAAAUCGAUUGGACGCGGUUUCGGAUCGGUUGACUCGACAGUUGGCGGAUCGGUUGGGUCGGGGGUUGGCGAGCGAGGCUGAGCGAGUGGACCGAGCGAUCACUAUCACCCAGCUGAAGCUGCAGUCGUGGGAGGGGGAGCUGCUGGAGGUGGAGGCGGGGCUAGCAGGACUGGGCAGGACACUGGAGGUGCUGCAGGCGGGGGCGGUGCGGCGGAGGGCGGAGAGGGAGCGGGAGGUGCACUCGGCUCACGGCGACGCCUGCUCCCUGCGCGCCCGUGUUGACGAGCUGAGCGCCGCGCUGGCGGGGGAGGUGGCGGCGCGGCAGCAGCUGGCGGCGGGGAAGGCGGCGGUGGAGGCGGAACACAGGGCAGCGCUGCAGUCGGCCCAGGCGGUAGCUGACGAGCGGGUGGAGGCGGAGCGGCAGCGGCUGGGCGCGCGACUGGAGGCGGUGGAGGCGGAGGUCGCCCGCCUCACCCGCACCCACCAGCGCGACCUGGCCUCCGCCCAGCUGGCGCACGAGCACGAGCGCAAGCAGCUCACCCGGCGCAUAGAGGAGCUGGGCGAGGAGCUGCGGCAGAUGAAGGAGGCGCCGCCGCCGCAGCCGCCGUCCAUGUCCAACGCCCUGGCGGUGCUGCACACGCAGCUCAACGCGGACCUGCAGGCGGCCAAGGACCAGUACGACAGGAGCCUGGCGCUGUACAAGGAACAGCUGGAGGGGACCCAGUCCAAUGUGCGCUCCGCCUGGUCCACCUGCAUGAAGCUCUCCUCCGACCUGGCGCUGGUGGGGCGGCACCUGCAGCGGACGGGGGCGCCGGGGCCGGGGGGCAUGCAGGAGGGGGCGGGGGAGCUGCCGCCGGCGCUGAGGGGGGUGGCUGAUGACGGCGGCGGCGCGCUGCUGAAGGAGCUGGCUGCCGCUCUGCGGCUGGGCUUCACGCAGGUGGUGGAGGGGGUGCAGAACGCGGUGAGGCGGCUGCAGGUGGCGCAGCAGCGGAACGAGGAGAUGGAGGCCAAGGUUGCCGCGGUGGACCCCGCCGCCUGGAACGCGGUGGCCUCGGAGCUGCGGCGCACGGUGGCUCAGCUGGUGCACGUGGAGGACAGCCUGGGGCCGCCCUGCACCUGCCUCAUGUGCCUAGAGGUGUUCAAGUCCCCAGUAACACUCAUCCCCUGCGGCCACACCUUCUGCCGCAAGUGCCUAGCCAAGGCAAACGGGCUGUGCUCCGAGUGUGGCUCCGACUCGGCAGCGCUCAUGACCAUUGCGAACGCCCCGCUAGACGCGAUCUGCGCCAAGUUUGAACUCAAACGCAGCGCGCUUGCGGCUAUACAGCGCGCGCUACAGCAGGCGGGAGGGGGAGGAGCGGCGGCGGUGGCGGCGGCGGUGGCGGCGCCGGCUGCGGCAGGGGGAGGAGGGGGAGGUAGCGGUGGGGGUGGUGGAGGAGGAGGUAGCGGGACGGCAGCGGGGUCGCAUGGGCAUAAUGCGUACGGAGGGAAAGCGUACGGGCAUGGGCACGUGCACGGGUAUGGACAUGGGCAGGGGCAGAGUGUGUCUGGGACACAUGGGCCGAGCGGGCAUGCAUAUGGAGGGGGUCAGGGACAUGGGGGGAGGCCUGGCAGUGGGUUGAGGCCUGGGAGUGGGCAAGGGAACGGCGGAGGAGAGAGUGGAGGCCGGGCGGAGGGAGCGGGGGGCACAAGUAGUGGUGUGUAAAGCGGAAUGGCAGGUUGGGGCGGUGGAUGGGAGUGGGAGUUGAUGGGAGUAGGGGGGAGAGCUGGGGAGCUGAUUUUGGACUGGGUGAACAGGGGGUGCGUGCGGAACUUCAACUGCGAUAUUACGCAUUCAUGUAGAUGUUGACUUGGCACCGGGUUCUGUGGAUAGCUCAACAUGGCAUCUCUUUAGCACGCUAGCCUUAUUCCUUUGUUCAGUUGGAAAGGACAUUCUUAUUGUUUAUCUAAAGAUCCGUAUCAUGCUGAAGAUCUGCUCGUGCGCCGCGGCACAGCAUGCACGGCACGUUGCGCGGGGCCAGCUCCAUAGCAACACGCAUACGAGGCGAGUUUGCAUAGCUUGUGCUUCUACUUAUUGCCCGCCUUGCCAAUUCAAUAUCUUUCGGGCCACAGUCCGAUUUUAUGUCAAGUGAGUUCAUAGCGCUAGCGCAGUUGUUACCGUGUACGUCCAUCAGCGCGUUGCUUGGUCUGUUACUGCAUUUCACAGGUGUCAACCGCAGAUACGCACGUUAUACCGUAUACGUAAACUAGCUGUGCGCCUAGACUGAGUUGCCUUGUUACAGUGCAAGCGCCGCUAGCGGCAUAACCAAUAACUAAGUAAUAUAAGCAUAACUCUUUACGGUUUAGGCCUUUUUACUACGUCGCCACGUUUGGGCCUUGGGCGCCAUCCUGCCAACCGCUGACUACCGGUAGCCCUUGCUCUGGAGCUAGGCUUGCAGUGCAAGCAGCAAGUUGGGACGCUGCAGCACCCGCAUCGUAUCUUUAGUCAAGAAUUUGUCCCUAUUGGCUUUCGCUGAACUCCACGACAGGUCAAUCAACCCAUCCAAACUUAAGAUGCUGACUCCAGAGCCUCCCCUAAAGCGGCCACGCAUAUUGCCGGAUGCUCCAGCAGCAGCUCCCUGCAGCAGCGCUGGCCCUGGCGCUAGCAACCCCAACGUAGCAGAGGUUCAGAAGUCAACCAUAUCAGCACUUCAUGGCUCGGACCUGGCUCCCUCCCGGGACCAGCUGCCGACCCAGUUGCCCAGCCAGCCGCAAGCACAGUCACAGGCCCCCAUUCAACCGCUAUCUCAGUCGCAAUCCGUGUCACAGCCACAACGGCAUCCGUCUCAGCAGCAGCCGCAGGCGCAACGACAUCAACCCCAGCAUUCCCAACACCACCACCAGCAGCAGCGGACACUGCCGUUAGCCGCCGCCACCACAACGAUCUUGCCCACUGCCUUGCCGAGCUGGGCGGAGGAGGCAUUACGAGGAGUAGAUCCUUUUUGGUUGCCCAAGGAGACCCUUGCUGUCAUCGUCACGCAACCAACAGCCCCGGCCCCUGGGACGCACGGCCAGCUGCAGAGUGCUUCGGCUUUGUUUACGGUGUCACCCGCAGCACUUGACGCCAUAAAGGACAAGAAGACGCAGGCACGCCUGGUCUGCGUGCAGCCAAACGACGGGCCGCCCAACCGCUGUCACUGGUACGGCGGCAGCUAUGUACUGCUCAACGGCAGGCCGCACGACGUCACCAAGGAAGACCGAGUGCAGCUGCUGCUGGGUCCCACCCAGGCGGAUCAGGCAGUGGACCUCUCCUCCGGUCUCAUCCGCGGCGCCAACCGCCUCACCCUCAUGUGGCCCGUGGGCGCAGCAGGAGCCGUGGCGGUGCUGCGCCUCUGCUCGCCGCAGUCUCCAACCGAGCUGGCUCGCCGCCUGGCGCCGCCGCUGCCGCUGGCGCAGGCGGCGCGACUUGUACGACAACACAUGGCGGCGGGAAGCAGCAGCUGCGGUGAGGAAAAGGACAACGCCGAGAAGCCUGAUGACACGGAUGGCGGCAAUGCUUCUGAGGCUGCUCGUGAUGGGGAGGGAAAUGCGGAUGGAGAAGGGGAUGCUGACGGG
Messenger RNA from Astrephomene gubernaculifera, 3910 nucleotides. The record is from the annotation of a GenBank genome assembly. NCBI's taxonomy places the organism in Eukaryota, Viridiplantae, Chlorophyta, Chlorophyceae, Chlamydomonadales, Astrephomenaceae.